This is a messenger RNA of Glycine soja, 258 nucleotides long. Its product is annotated as VQ motif-containing protein 9-like. The coding region runs from base 1 to 258 and encodes 85 amino acids. Lineage: Eukaryota; Viridiplantae; Streptophyta; Magnoliopsida; Fabales; Fabaceae. The record is from RefSeq and is a predicted model, not a curated record. The transcript has 2 exons.
AUGCCGUUAUCUCCUCUGCCGUCGUUCCCCACCGUCCACGCGCCUAGUGAGUCACCCAUCUCCACCUACAUGCCACCAUCGUCGUUUCAACUGUCGUCUUUGCCUGUGCCAUAUGGGUGUCUGAAUUCGCAACUGGAUUCCUACCCUCUUCUGUCGCCAGGGCUUCUGUUUUCCCCAACUUUUGGUCAGUUAGGGUUUCUGCAGCUUUCAUUUUCGUCGACUGUGCCGGUUCCUAGCUCUCGCUGGAAGGGAAUUUGA